This is a messenger RNA of Oncorhynchus gorbuscha (pink salmon), 1111 nucleotides long. RefSeq names its product splicing factor 3A subunit 2-like. The transcript has a single exon. The record is from RefSeq and is a predicted model, not a curated record. NCBI's taxonomy places the organism in Eukaryota, Metazoa, Chordata, Actinopteri, Salmoniformes, Salmonidae. The annotation marks the transcript as partial.
AUGCUUCCUCGGCUCUCAAUACCAUCUGUUCUGCCUCAACUCUCAGACCACCUUCAUCCAUCAGCCUCCAUCCGUCAGCCUCCAUCAGUCAGCUCCCAUCCGUCAGCCUCCAUCCGUCAGCUCCCAUCCAUCAGCUCCCAUCCAUCAGCCUCCAUCCAUCAGCUCCCAUCCGUCAGCCUCCAUCCGUCAGCUCCCAUCCGUCAGCCUCCAUCCGUCAGCCUCCAUCCAUCAGCUCCCAUCCAUCAGCUCCCAUCCGUCAGCCUCCAUCCGUCAGCCUCCAUCCGUCAGCUCCCAUCCAUCAGCCUCCAUCCGUCAGUCUCCAUCCAUCAGCUCCCAUCCAUCAGCCUCCAUCCGUCAGCUCCCAUCCGUCAGCCCCCAUCCGUCAGUCUCCAUCCAUCAGCUCCCAUCCAUCAGCCUCCAUCCGUCAGCUCCCAUCCGUCAGCUCCCAUCCGUCAGCUCCCAUCCGUCAGCCUCCAUCCGUCAGCUCCCAUCCGUCAGCCUCCAUCCAUCAGCUCCCAUCCAUCAGCCUCCAUCCGUAAGCUCCCAUCCAUCAGCCUCCAUCCGUCAGCCUCCAUCCAUCAGCUCCCAUCCGUCAGCUCCCAUCCGUCAGCCUCCAUCCGUCAGCCUCCAUCCGUCAGCCCCCAUCCGUCAGCCUCCAUCCAUCAUCCUCCAUCCGUCAGCUCCCAUCCGUCAGCUCCCAUCCGUCAGCCCCCAUCCGUCAGCCCCCAUCCGUCAGCCUCCAUCCAUCAUCCUCCAUCCAUCAGCUCCCAUCCGUCAGCUCCCAUCCGUCAGCCUCCAUCCAUCAUCCUCCAUCCGUCAGCUCCCAUCCAUCAUCCUCCAUCCGUCAGCUCCCAUCCGUCAUCCUCCAUCCGUCAGCCUCCAUCCAUCAUCCUCCAUCCAUCAGCCUCCAUCCAUCAGCCUCCAUCCAUAAUCCUCCAUCCGUCAGCUCCCAUCCGUCAUCCUCCAUCCAUCAGCUCCCAUCCGUCAGCUCCCAUCCGUCAGCUCCCAUCCGCCUCAGCCUCCAUCCGUCAGCCUCCAUCCAUCAGCUCCCAUCCAUCAGCCUCCAUCCAUCAGCCUCCAUCCAUCAGCCUCCAUCCGUCAGCCUCCAUCC